AAGGAAGAUGUGCAAUACUGCUAUGAGAAAAUGAAUGGAUCCUGCUAUAAAACACCAUGGUCUUCUGGGAUUCAAGGAACUUUGUAUGUUGUGCUUGGUUUUCUCACAAUUCUUACAGUAGCAGGAAACCUGAUGGUUAUUAUUUCAAUUGCCUAUUUCAAACAGCUUCACUCUCCUACAAAUUUUUUAAUUGCCUCCUUGGCUUGUGCUGACUUUUGCUUGGGUUUGACAGUGCUGCCUUUCAGCACUAUAAGAUCUGUUGAGACCUGCUGGUAUUUUGGGGAAACUUUCUGUAGAUUCUACAGUUGUUUAGAUGUGUCUUUUUGCCUAGCAUCGAUAUUUCAUUUUGUCAUCUCCAUUGAUCGGUAUGUUGCUGUUACUGAUCCUUUAGUUUACCCCUUGAAGUUCACCAUGCCAGUUUCAAGAAUGUUUGCAGCUGCUGCUUGGACAUUUUCAUUAAUCUACAGUUUUUCUGUAGUUUUUACUGGAGCUAAUGAUGAAGGGCUACAAGAAUUAGUGAAAGCACUCUCCUGUGUAGGAAGCUGUCAGCUUGUUUUCAAUAAGACUUGGGUAUUAAUUUCAUCCCUCCUUUAUUUCAUACCUUUCUUUACAAUGAUAAUACUUAACAGCAAGAUUUUCAGUGUAGCCAAAAAGCAAGCUAAAAGGAUAGAGAGUGUGAGCAACAAAACACAGUCCUCUGAUAAUUACAAUAACCGAGUAGGGAAAAGAGAGAGAAAAGUUGCUAAAACACUGGGCAUGCUGAUUGUUUUUCUCAUAUUCUGGUCACCAUAUUUUAUAACAGUCAUAAUUGAUGCCUUAUUUGAUUUUCUAAUUCCACCUCUUUCCUUUGAUAUUAUGGUUUGGGUUGCUUAUUCUAACUCUGCCAUUAACCCCUUGAUUUAUUCUUUCUUUUAUCCCUGGUUUCGAAAAGCAAUGAAAGUGAUUGUGAGUUGCAAAAUGUUUGUGACUGACUGCUCAACAAUGAAUUUGUUUUCUGACUGA
Molecule: messenger RNA, 1002 nt
Organism: Alligator sinensis (Chinese alligator)
Lineage: Eukaryota; Metazoa; Chordata; Crocodylia; Alligatoridae
Product: trace amine-associated receptor 9-like
Biological process (GO): G protein-coupled receptor signaling pathway
Cellular component (GO): membrane
Molecular function (GO): trace-amine receptor activity
Source: RefSeq, a predicted model, not a curated record